Molecule: messenger RNA, 2232 nt
Organism: Sphenostylis stenocarpa
Lineage: Eukaryota; Viridiplantae; Streptophyta; Magnoliopsida; Fabales; Fabaceae
Source: the annotation of a GenBank genome assembly
AUGGGUGUCUCCACUGUCCGGGAGCUGAACCUCACCACCCUCACCCUCUUCAUAAUAAUCUCCAUUUCCAAUCUAAAUCUGAUUCCUUUUCCUUUCAAAAUGGAAGUGGACAAUCUUAACAAUCACAGCAACAAUUGUGAUGAAGAAACUUUUGUGUCAGACUCAAAAGGUGCAAAAAGAAGCAUUGCAGAGAGGAGAGGGUUCAAUUCAAAUGCUGCAAGAAUCAACACGGCAAUGUUUCGAACUGCAACUUCAACAACCCCUUCUCCUUCCCCUGCUGCUCGAUCACCUCGUCUCACCAUCCCUCCUGGCAUCAGCCCCACUGCAUUGCUUGACUCUCCCGUCAUGCUUCCAAAUUCUCAGGCUGUGCCAUCUCCCACCACUGGUAGUUUCUUCAUGCUGCCACCUCUAGCUCAGGAAACUAAUUCCUCGCUUCCUCCCUAUUCUGCCCCUCUGAAUCAGGUUUCUAGUAAUUUCCACUCGGUUAAGGGAGGAAAUAGAGAAAGCCAAGUUCAGUCACCAUUAGAUUUUUCAUUCCCAGCAGAUUUUUCAAAAGGCCAUUCUGUGAAAAAUAGUGAAGUAAAUUCAUACAAUGAUAUGAAAAUGCUAAAUGAUGCGAUUGUUAAUGCCAAUAAUGUUGAGAUGCCAAUGUCUGGCUCUGAAGAAGUAAGCGAUGAAAGCACAAUACCCAAAAAUGCUAUCAAUAGUGAGGAUAUUGGAGGGCAACCUGCUUUAGAAGGAGAGCUGAAAGAAGCGUCUCAUGCAACAGGAGUGGCAAGGACCUCAGAGGAUGGUUAUAAUUGGAGGAAAUAUGGGCAAAAACAGGUCAAAGGUAGUGAGUAUCCCAGAAGCUAUUAUAAAUGCACACAACCUAAUUGCCUGGUCAAGAAAAAGGUGGAACGAUCCCAUGAUGGCCAAAUUACAGAAAUUAUUUACAAGGGUACUCAUAACCAUGCAAAACCACACCCUAAUCAUAGAGGAUCUGCACUUUCUACUGAUGAGAUUUCAGACAUGGCUGAAGAUCGUGCAUUAGCUAAAGUGGAUAGUGGGUUCAUGUGGAGAAAUAUUCAGUCAGGACUCAAAGAUUCAAAAAACAGUUUAGAUUGGAAGGCUGAUGGUCAGGAGAGGACAUCAUCAACUUCCGUUGUGACUGAGAUUUCAGAUCCUACAUCAACUAACAAAGCUAAAUCUCUAUCUAUGUUUGAAUCGGAGGAGACUCCGGAGCUUUCUUCUACACUUCCUAGUCAUGAUAUGGACGAAGAUGCAGCCACUCAAGCACUUUUGUUGGUUGAAGAUGACGCUGAGAAUGAUGAAUCAGAACCUAAAAGAAGGAAGAAAGAGAGCUAUGCAGCUGAAUCAAAUUUGCACCCUAGGUCUGUGCGUGAGCCAAGAGUGGUAGUUCAAAUUGAGAGUGAUGUGGACAUACUUGAUGAUGGUUAUCGCUGGCGUAAGUAUGGACAGAAGGUUGUCAAAGGAAAUCCAAAUCCUAGGAGCUACUACAAAUGCACAAGUGCUGGAUGUAUGGUAAGGAAACAUGUGGAAAGGGCCUCACACAAUCUAAAAUUUGUCCUUACUACUUAUGAGGGAAAACACAAUCAUGAAGUGCCCACUGCAAGAACCAACAAUCAGUUAAACUCAAGUGAUGGUGGUUUACCUGCCAAUGGUGCCAAUGGGCAAGUGGCUCUUGCUUUACCAGGAAGUGCUGGCAUUAAGUCUGAGACUCAUCAAACCCUUGCACAUCAUUUUGAUAGAAAACCUGAAUUCUGCAAUGAGUUUCUCAGGCCUAGUUUGGUUGGAAGUUUCAGCGGUGACAUUAAGUUUGGUCCUCCUUCCCUUUGCCAAAUGAAGUAUCCUUCCUUGAAUAACACCAUGCCUUUUGGCUCCUAUGCACUGAACCCAGAUCGUUGUGUUGCCCCUCAAGCUGGAUCCAUUGCCUCAAUGUUCCCUGAUUUUCCAAUGACACUACCUUUGAAUCUUCCCUCAUCUGGGAAAUUUUCAGUUUCUGGACUUAGUUUUAACCGUGCAAAACCAAUAAACCAUAUCCAAUCUUUCCUUUCUGGGCAGCAAGUGAAGAAGGACCUUGAUACAGUAUUCCUGAGGCCUAAGCAGGAACAGAAGGAUGACACUAUAUAUGGCUCGUGCAUUCCCUCAAUAGAUGUCGCAAAUGCUUCACUCACUUCUUCAGCAGCACCAACCAUUUAUCAACGUGUCAUGCAAAAUUUCCCUUCAUAA